AUGGGCAGAGAGAAUUGGUCUGUUAUGGGCCGCCUCAAGAGAGCAGUGAAGCAGAUAAACUCCCUACUUCGCUUCAACCUAACAAAAUGGCGCUUCUCUUGCUUCCUCAGAAGCCUUUCCACCCGGCGCCGGCCGACCUUGAGCUUUAACGAUCGCCUCGGUUUGCACGGCUGCAUUGUGGAUGAAGAAGAAGAAGAAGAAGAAGAAUCCAAUAAAAAAGGACCGGUUCGAGCGCUUCAUAGAACAACAAGCUAUGCUAGUGCGGAUGAUGAUGUUGACCAAAGGGCGGAGCUUUUCAUCUCUAAUUUCCGUCGACAGCUUUGGUUAGAACGCCAAGUUUCUUUGCAGCUAAGAUAUUGCCGAUCCAGGAGUUUGGAGUGA
Gossypium raimondii (Peruvian cotton) is the source of this 381-nucleotide messenger RNA. RefSeq lists its product as uncharacterized. The record is from RefSeq and is a predicted model, not a curated record. Lineage: Eukaryota; Viridiplantae; Streptophyta; Magnoliopsida; Malvales; Malvaceae. The coding region runs from base 1 to 381 and encodes 126 amino acids. The transcript has a single exon.